AUGGCUCCUAAAUCCAGCAAUGUCCUGGUUAAAAGGCCCAACCUUGCGGUUCGAGAAGUCAAAUCGCAUGACGAAACAUACUUGAGCGCUUUGGUAUUGCCAGCUCCUGCUCCGAAGCCGCUCAUUCUCUCUGCGAUCGACCUACUCGCACGACUAGCUGCGCAUUAUGGGCAGAGGAGUAUUCGAGAAGAGAUGGAAAGCUGUAGGGCACUUUGCACGGAUGCACUGGCAAGCAUCAACGGCGUGGAUACUAGAAGGCCCGCCGUUUCGAACAAUGGCCGAGACCGCGUGAAAGCUCGGCGAGAUGUGGCCAACGCUAAGCUCAUGGCUUGCCAAAAGGAGCGUGAUAGGAUCGAACGCAGUAUGGAGAGCGGCGUGAGCAAGCUCGAAGAUAUCAAAUAUCGCAAAUUAAAUACCAAAAAGGAAGUAGAACGUCUUGUUUUCAAAAUACGAGAUCUUGGGGUGCAGCUCGAGGCAAAGCAAACCGAAAUGGGUUACCUCCAACGAGAGGCCGAAGAGAAGCCUGCGGAAUUCAAGGCGGCUGAAGAGCGGGAAAUGAGACGCCAACAGAAGAGGGCCCAAGAGAAACGCCAAGCGAGUUGGUCAGAAUGGGCCUGGAAUACUUUCAUCUACGACCCAUCCGGGGAAUCAGAGGCGGUUCGUGUGAACACAUGGAAACAGGUCAAGCGGGAGCACGAAGAAUGGGAGGCAUGGAGCAAUCGAGGCCUCCUUAAGCGUCGCGAAGAGAUCCGUCGACUCAAGCAAGAGAUCGAACCGGAAGAUCUAAAGAGACGGCAGCUGUCUGGGAAAAGAAUGCAGCAGGAGAUGGAGAAGUUCGAAAGCGAUGAGCGGAAGGCAAGAUCGGAUCUUUUUGGUAUGAUACUUGAACUGGAUGAACUGGAGGAGAGAAUGAACGCAUUGACUAUCAGUGUCAGCCAGGAGAACGAGCUGCUUGAGGUUCUGGAUGACUUCGGCAAAAUUGUUCCCGGACUAUGCGGUAGCUUGCGUGAGAUUGCUACCAACGUGGAUUUCUCACGUAGAGCCUAUCAGCAAGUGCUGGAACGAUACCAAGGCUACACUAGCCGGCUCGAAUCGCUCUCGAAGAGAAUGGCGAUCGAGAAGCCUCUAAAGGAAGAAGCCGAUAUGCUCUACAACGACGUCAUCCGUCUCCGCAUCGCCUAUCUUGUCAUAGCCUGCGCCUCAGAGUGGAGCAGCGUCAUGUCGAAAGCACUAUACCAAGAGGCUCUACGGCACAUCGCUCCCUUGGGCACUGUCCCCGAGGGCUCAACGGCAGUUCCAGGUCGCGCGAUCCAGCUCCACGAUACGCGGAGGACGCAUGAUGAUCUUCACAUGCUUGCUAAUUUGGUGGACAAGGCUGCGAACUCAUUUGACUAG
Trematosphaeria pertusa is the source of this 1395-nucleotide messenger RNA. RefSeq lists its product as uncharacterized. The record is from RefSeq and is a predicted model, not a curated record. Lineage: Eukaryota; Fungi; Ascomycota; Dothideomycetes; Pleosporales; Trematosphaeriaceae. Bases 1 to 1395 code for a protein of 464 amino acids. The transcript has 7 exons.